AUGAAGGGUUUCGUGAUCGAACGCAACAUCAAGCUCCACGAGCUGCCGGGGACAUUGACGACCCAAGCGAGCGAGCCCAAGCCCCAAGGCUCCGAGGUGCUCGUGGAUGUGCAGUAAGCGACAACCCUCGAUUCUGCCAUUCUCAUGGGACACACAGUGAAUUCGAACUUCCUUUGGCUAUUCAGUGUCGCCGGAUGCAACUUGUUUGAUGCGCUGCAGGGUACGUAGUCAUCUGCCCCACACGUAACCGGCGGGUUGCGCGCUCGGGGCUCCUCACUCAAUCUCCGGCUUUCGUGCCUCGGCCUCAUCCCCUCCGCUCCCUUCCCCGUCCCUCUCAUAGUCCAAGGUCUCUACCAGCACAAGCCCGCUUUCCCAUUCGUAGCAGGCUGCGAAUUUUCUGGAACCAUCUCCCCCGACUCGCCCCUCCCUAAAGGUUGCCCCUACAAGCACGGGCAAAAAGUCUUUGGCGCCGGGCAAGGUGCUUACGCCGAGAGGCUCAAGGUCGAUUACAAGUCGCUCGUACCUGUUCCUGAUAAUGUGACGAUGGAACAAGCUGCCGGUCUUUAUAUCACUUACCCGACAAGUUACGCUGCGCUCGUUUAUCGUGCCGAGAUCAAGAAGGGUGAGUGCCAAUUUGGUGUCCAGCUUCGGGAAAGAGUUCCCAUUGGCCUUGCUUCGAGCCUCGCAGCCAAGACUCUUUUGGCUCCGUCUUUGCUGACCUGAUGAUUUCUCUAUAGGCGAAUACUUGCUCAUUCACGCCGCCGCCGGUGGAGUCGGUAUGGCGGCCUUGCAAAUUGGCAAAGCUCUCGGCGCCAAAGUCAUCGCCAUGUGCUCCACCCAGGACAAGCUCGACGUGUGCACCCGAGCGGGCGCAGACUUUGCGAUCAACUAUGCCGAUGAGAAGUCAAAGAAUGGGGGGUGGCAGAAGCAGGUUAUGGCUGUGACCAAUGGGCAUGGUGCGGAUGUGUGAGUCGGACUUGACCGUUACGGCGGAUGACCCUGCUGCCACCGUCGCUGACGCCCGAGGUCCCUCCCAAUCAGCAUUUACGACCCUGUCGGACUCCUCAUCCCUUCUUUGAAGUGCAUUGCCUGGAACGGACGAGCAUUGGUUGUUGGUUUCGCCGCCGGCACGAUCGAGAAGGUAAGCUCAAUGUCCACAAACCUGCAGAAUCCUGACGAAACUCAUGCCUUUUGCCUUAUGUCUCACCGACCCGGUGCAGGUUCCCGCCAACCUAAUUCUACUCAAGAACAUCGCCAUCUCGGGCGUACACUGGGGUGCCUACCAAAAGAACCAACCCGAGAUCGUCCCCGCGACAUGGGAGGCUCUGCUCAAGCUCUUCAGUUCGGGAUCGCUCAAGGCCGUCGUCUUUGAUCGCAUAUUUGAGUGGGUCGCUUUGAUGCAUGAAUCGGAGAGUCAUGGAGCGAGAAGCUGAUAUUCGGGCUACCUUUCUUUCUUCAAGGGGCCUUGAAUCCGUCCCUGAGGCUUUGGACGAGUUGCUCGCUCGGCGAACUUGGGGCAAAGCCGUCGUUCGUGUCAAGACGGACAAGACGGCCAAGCUGUGA
Messenger RNA from Microbotryum saponariae, 1563 nucleotides. Lineage: Eukaryota; Fungi; Basidiomycota; Microbotryomycetes; Microbotryales; Microbotryaceae. The record is from the annotation of a GenBank genome assembly.